UUCGCAUCCCGGUCAACAUGAUAUUUCACUUGAUCAACAUUGGCAAACCUGCUUUCCACUACAGCUGUGACUGCAGUCCUGAGGUGGCUAGUAACAAUCAGCUGUCUAUCAGUGUUGUCAACCAAACUGGUCUGGUCAGCUCACAGUCUAAACAGCUGAUCAAUGUUGUUGUCACCCCACUCGCAAGGACUGUCUUCUCUAGAGUAAAACUGGAAUUUGUGAUUAGUAAAGGUCCAAAAUUCACAAUAUAUCUGAGUGGUACUGCAGCCCAACCUCAAUUCAAGUUUUCAAAAACAAAACAUGACUUUGGUGCUUGUUUCGUUUUGCCACCUGGUACGGAAGCAUACAAAACAGACUUGGUGUUUACGAAUACUGAUGAAAAACCUCUUUUGAUUGAGGCAGAGUUUGACCCAAAGCCCCACUUAAAGAUUGGACUUGGACAGACUGUUGUGGACCCAAGGUCCGAGGUUCGUAUUCCUGUCACGUUCCUUCCCCAGGACUGCCAACCGUAUGAGGAGACUUUGAGCUUCUUGGUUGAUGGCAGCUACCACCACCAGGUCAACAUCAGUGGCAGGGGAGUAGACCUCAACGUGAUGCUAGUGAAGCCAGAGGAUAAGCUGAUACAGCUAGAGGGUGUACUGGUAGGUAAAGUGAAGCAAAGGACUGUAGAGAUUGUGAACAACAGUGAGGCUAGUGUCACAGCCUCCUUUGCUUUAGAGCCACCAUUGUCUUCAAUCUGCCUCAGUCCUAGUGAACCUGUCGCCCUGAGGUGUCACCAGGGUGCAGCACUGAGACUCACCUUCACACCCGACAGUGUGGUCAAGGGGUUGCGGCAGGAGCUAGUUUUGAACUGCAGAGGUGUGAGGAAGGUGAUGUCUCUAGUACAAGCCAGUUCUGUGGGGGUCAGUGUUAAGAUUGACAGGGACUACUUACCCUUCGGCAGUGUUGUCAUCGGAAACUCUCCGACCAGUAAACUGUUGCUAUCCAACAACGGUGACUUGGCUGUCAAGUUUUCUUGGCAAGUUAGUGACUCAGUGUUCUCAAUAUCUCCAAGUGAAGGGUUCCUUGCGGCAGGCACUGAUGUUGUUCUUACUGUCAAGUUUUCACCGCAAAAGAUUCAACUGAUUGAACAUGCCAAGGCGGUUUGCACCCUGACCAGUGGUCAUCAGCUGAUCAUCACACUGUCUGGUGGUUGUGUAGAACUUCCUCCUCCCUCCAUGACCAUCCCUCUGUCCUGCCCUGUGCGAACAACAACGGCAACGCACAUUCCUGUGUUCAACAAAUUUGGCCAAGAGGUAAAGUUGACAGCCAACAUCAGUGGUGAAUGUUUCUCAGGUGACUGUGCUGUGAUGAUCCCUCCCUACGGCACACAUAUGUUUGAGAUCACCUACUCUCCUUUGACCAUGACCUCCCGAGCUCAACCUCACAAGGGCACUGCCAUAUUCUACUGUGUUGACGGGACCUGUUUAGUCUACAGCCUGGAGGGGACAGCCACAGAACCUGUAAGAUCAGACAGAUUGGUGACUCAGUUGGAAACACACACAGAACACACACUGCUGGUACCUGUACACAACUGGCUACAGACCCCUCAGAAGUUCCGUGUAAGCCACGAACUCUUGUCAUCCACACUGAGCCGUCCAACCUACCAGCUGAUUUAUAACGAGCUGUUCAUGGUGUCAGGCUCUCACACGAGAGAUAUGACUCUCAAGUUUGUAUGCCACUUCCCUGGCUCAGUUGUUUUCAAGGUGAUGUUGACUAACGAGUUAUCGGGUGACUACCAGUGGUAUGAAGUGGUGUUUGACAUCACCCCCUGUCCUCCUCUGACACACAUCUGUCUAGACACCCAUGUGAGACAGGAGACGCUACAUGAGGUGAUGUUCUACAACCCCCUGGACCAUCCUGUGACUGUCAGCUGUGAGGUUGAUGCGCCGGGACUGUCAGUCAUCAACACUCCGCUGGAAGUUCAGUCGCUGCAACAGGGGAAGAUGAAGCUGAGAUAUUUCCCUCUGUGGCCAUGUGAUCACUCAACAUUCCCUCUAGAGCUGGGUUGUAGUGAGCUGGGGAGUUACCCUCACACAGUGACAGUGUCUGCCACUCCUGCUGAGCCUGCAGCUCCUGUGUGUGUCAGGUGUAGUCUGGGACUGUCGGUCACCACUCAGCUAACACUCAACAACCCUACUGACACACAGGCCACCUUCCAGUGCAAGAGUUCACACCCAGAUGUAACAGUGGCUGCCUCAGUUGUGGUGGGUCCUGGUGAGUCUAGGCCACUGCAGGUUGUGUUCCAACCUUCCUCCCUCUGUGAAGUGGCCUGUGACAUAGUUGCCACAUCACUCCAGGCUGGGGAAUAUGUAUUCCAAGUGAUAGGAGUGGUGAGCUAUCCAGAACCGACGGGACCGUACAUACUAAAACCAGGUUCAUCCAGAGUUGUCUCCUUCAAAAACGUUUUCAGGGAAGACAAGACCUUUGUACUGUCUAUUGAUAAUCAAGCCUUUUCUGUGAAAGCAAAAAGAAUUGUCUUGAAACCGAGUGAGGUAGCUAAAAUUGAGAUAAAAAUGCUGCAGAUUGGUGAAAAGGAAUUCCCACUUUACCCAGUUACAGGGAAAAUGUCUGUGUUUUCUGAAGACAACUCUCUUGCACACAUCAAAUGGGUGUUUUACCUCCAUGGAGAAUUGAUUUAA
Molecule: messenger RNA, 2681 nt
Organism: Macrosteles quadrilineatus (aster leafhopper)
Lineage: Eukaryota; Metazoa; Arthropoda; Insecta; Hemiptera; Cicadellidae
Product: hydrocephalus-inducing protein homolog
Exons: 15
Coding region: 18-2681 (887 amino acids)
Biological process (GO): cilium movement; axonemal central apparatus assembly
Cellular component (GO): axoneme
Source: RefSeq, a predicted model, not a curated record